This is a messenger RNA of Andrographis paniculata, 979 nucleotides long. RefSeq names its product ras-related protein RABA1f-like. The transcript is spliced from 2 exons. Gene Ontology annotation, molecular function: GTPase activity; GTP binding. Gene Ontology annotation, cellular component: endosome. The record is from RefSeq and is a predicted model, not a curated record. NCBI's taxonomy places the organism in Eukaryota, Viridiplantae, Streptophyta, Magnoliopsida, Lamiales, Acanthaceae. The coding region runs from base 211 to 864 and encodes 217 amino acids.
UGGAUGGCUGGUCAGUGGUUGCCCUAAAUCUGCGGAUGGAAGAUCGACCAAAGCGCCAGAGAAUUGAUGAUGCUGGCUGUCAUCGUAAAUUUUCAACGGAGGCUGAUGAGCGACGACAGCCAUUGCAGUAAUCUGCGAUCGUAUUUCUGAUCCAAUAAAUAAGGAACAAAAUUUUGGGGGAAAAGGAUCGAGCGCAGAGCAGAUCGAGAAAUGGGAGCCUACAGAGCCGAUGAAGAUUACGAUUACCUAUUCAAGGUGGUGCUGAUAGGUGAUUCCGGUGUCGGAAAGUCGAAUCUUCUGUCUCGGUUCACCAAAAACGAGUUCAGCCAGGAGUCCAAAUCCACGAUCGGCGUGGAGUUUGCCACGCGAUCUAUUCAGGUUGACGAUAAGAUCGUGAAGGCUCAGAUUUGGGAUACGGCUGGCCAGGAGAGGUAUCGGGCGAUCACAAGCGCCUACUACAGAGGAGCUGUAGGGGCCCUAAUCGUCUACGAUGUCACGCGCAAUGUGACCUUUGAGAACGUGGAAAGAUGGCUGUCGGAGCUUCGAGGGCACACGGACAUGAACAUCGUGAUCAUGCUUGUCGGGAACAAGGCAGACCUGCGCCAUUUAAGGGCGGUGCAAACCGACAAAGCGAAAGCUUUUGCAGAGCGUGAGCGCACUUUUUUCAUGGAAACCUCGGCGCUGGAAGCCCUGAAUGUCGAUCAGGCGUUCACAGAAGUGCUGACGCAGAUCUACCACGUGGUGAGUCGCAAGGCGCUGGACAUCGGAGACGACCCGUCGGCUCUGCCCAAGGGACAAACCAUCAAUAUUGGAGGCAAAGAUGAUGUAUCAGCUGUGAAGAACACAGGCUGCUGCUCUGGCUAGAAAAAAGCUAAUAUAAUCUUCUUCUAUCUGUUCAUAUUCAUAUUCAUGUUAUUAUUACUAUUAUUAUUCAUGAAUCAGAGUUGAAAUUUGUGUGUACAUUAUUCAUUUCUUGCUU